Molecule: messenger RNA, 1802 nt
Organism: Varroa destructor (honeybee mite)
Lineage: Eukaryota; Metazoa; Arthropoda; Arachnida; Mesostigmata; Varroidae
Product: protein FAM151B
Source: RefSeq, a predicted model, not a curated record
CAGAUGACUCAUUUUAGCUUGUGUUCUGUGAAGCAAAAAUCAUAUUCGUUUCAUGUAGUUUAGUUGACAAACCACGAUUCGCGGUCAUUGGCUUAUACUAUAUAAUACAACGAACCGCAAAGUACUCUGUAUUUAAAGUGAUUGCUAUACAGGAAAACCGUACAUAUGUAAAUAUGUCUAGGGUUUAUGAGUGAUGGAUCCACUUGUCGCUAUUUAGAUAUGACAUUCGGUGGCCCAACACAUCACCAGCUAUGCAGGUAUUUCUCUUCGAUAGUCUGAAAAAGCAAAAAGUGUCGUCCUAACGUUAUAGAGGAUUCAGCGAUCUUCAACUCCAAUUUAAUAUAAACUUCGUUCAUCACCUUCACGUAGCACAGAAACGAUAUCAUACUUUUCCUCUUCCGGAAAGCGUACCAGACAAAAGUAUGCCACAUACCUAUCGCCACAAAAGGAUAAUUCUGUCCUGAUUAGUGAGAAAUGACGAUGUUGUGGUGGAAACGUCAAUCGGUACUGUUUGGCUGGUUGGCCAACCAGGUAUAUAUUGGAUACCAAGUUAAACUGUGUAUGCCCAAGGUUAACAGAAAUCAAUGGUCAUCUGUGAGACCAUUAACGGAAGAUAUAUGCCCACAAUUGUUUCUACGUGGUAACAAUGCCAGUGGCACUUUAUUCCCUCAUAACAACCAGGUAAUAAUUCCACUUCCAACAACGUCAAGAAGUUUGCAGGAGGCGAGGACAGUCAGGUCAGAUGUAGUUGACUUCAUUGAAGGUGACGUACUUCUCGGCAAUCUUGCUGGACACAGCAGUGAUGCUCGUGUACCAAUCAUGGCGCAUCCGCCAGACACAACGUCUGACAUUCUGUUUAGCGAAUGGAUACGGCUUGUUAAGGAAAGCAGAACUUCAAAGGGUAUUAAAGUCGAUUUUAAAGAUUUCGAUGCUGUUGAGUCCUGCCUUUCCGAUAUAGCCAUAACUAUUCCGACGCCGCUGAAUCAUGAGCUGUGGCUGAAUGCAGACGUCUUAGUAGGGCCCGGUGAACCGAAGGGAACAGCCUUGCCAGCAGAGGCUUUUGUCGAUAUUUGCACAAGGAAUGGCCCCGCGGGCCAUGUACUUUCAAUUGGAUGGACCACGGAACUGGCGGGCACGCCACAAGAAGUACCCUCAGUCUACUCGUGGAAAAACAUUUUUCAGAUGAUUCGACUUCUAGACAAAGUUCCCCGUGAAACAGUUGUCACAUUUCCAGUGCGUCUUUCGCAUCUUGUGUUUGCUCCGUUGACACUUCUACUCAGCGUCAAGAGCGCUACCUCGCUGACUGUGUGGUCACACGCAGGUGACCCGUUACCAAAAUAUGAAGUGAUGACGUUCCUCUUAUGGGCUUACCCUAAUCGAAUCUAUAUUGAUCUAUCGGAAGAACAUGUUCGGCGCGUCAUGGACCUUCUCGAAAGCCUCAGAAAAGUUGUUGUGCUUACGUCAACGAUGAAAGUUAUUACUUGGAACACGACCGAUGCAGCUGCAUCACAGCGUGCUCCCUGGGGUAGUCCCUAUGCAAUCGUCGUAUCAGGCCCGGGCUCGAUAACCGUUGAAGUAGCAGAUCCUUGUCGGCUUAAAUCGGUUGGAAUCAGCGGUGAUCUCACUCAAAUAGCGAGUCACAGCAAAGAUUUAGGACGUUGUCUAGACAUGAAAACACUUGUAGACGACAUGACUUUGUUAUCUCAAGUGACGCUGACAUUUAUUGGAUCAGGAGAAGUCGUUCUGUUUGUGGAACAGCCGAUUCCAUAAGCUUCAAAAUAAAUCUAGUGCUGCGGAACUCA